GUUGCGGUGAAAGUCACGAGUCGAAAGUUGUGAGCGUGAUGAGUGCUUUCGAGAUUUUGGACGGUUCAAGGUUUCCAAUUCCUGGUGGCCGUAGGCAUGCAUCGCAUCAAAUCGUGAGUCACUGUUCCCCCUCGACUCUUUGGUGGGUCCGCCUCCCUAUUUUCACACACCAUUCUACCCUUCAGCUACGCCCUCACCAACGAUCGCAUAUGCUAAGCUGAACCAUUGGGUCGGCCGGAUCCCAAGGCCGCGCAUCGAAUAGCAGCUUUUGAGCCAGGUGCAUGUAGCAAGAGCAUUACACUGCCAUCGAGCUUCGUCCGCUUACAGGCAGAGCAGUGCCACGACUACACCUCCCGGUAACACAUUCCCCUCUCUUCACCGCCAAGAGCUUGUGACCAUCCAUCCCUCGACUUGAGACUCGGCUACUCUGGCGGCUUGGUCGAGCAGCUCCCCCGUACGCUCAAAGGGUCGAGAUGGAUCAAAUGCGAGCACUAGCGGCUCAGGCCGAAUCCAUAGCGCAGAGAAUACCAGGAAGCGCAAUCGUAGCGCGCUACGUCCGGUCAUCUUAUCAAGAUGAUCCCUUCCGAUCAUUACUAGAGUUGAUCCUUCUCGCAUUCGCUCUUCGCACGCUGCUUCAAAGCCGAACACGCGGGAAUCAAAGCGGAAGCAACUUUGUCAAGCUUUCAGAACGGGAGAUUGACGAAUUGGUCAGCGAAUUCAAUCCUGAACCUCUGGUUGCACCGCUGACUGCCCUAGAAAAGGAAGAGCUGGACUCGGUGCCUACAAUCAGCGGUGGACUUUCUUCCAAGCCCAAAGUGCUGCUACCUGCGCGUAUCGGUGGCAGCGCAAAGGGAGCCAAAGAGAUGCUCAAUCUGGCCAGCUACAACUUUGCUGGAUUGGCUGGCAGCGACGUCAUUCGAGACGCAGCUGUAGAUACGCUCAGAGAGUACGGUGUUGGAAGCUGCAGUCCGCCUGGGUUCUACGGCACCAUUGAUGUUCACAUGACGCUGGAACAGGAUCUAGCGAGGUUUUUGGGAGUGGAGAGCGCAAUCAUAUACUCUCAAGGCUUCAGCACCAUCAGCUCCGUCAUUCCUUGCUACCUGAAGAGAGGAGACGUGAUAGUCGCAGACAAGGGCGUCAACUUUGCUAUCCAGAAGGGCAUUCAGGCUUCACGAUCUUUUGUCCGAUGGUACGAACACAAUUCUCUUUCCUCGCUCGAGAGCGUCUUGGCAGACGUCACAAAGCACGACAAGCGGAGGCGAGGAAGACUCACGAGACGCUUUAUCAUCACGGAAGGCAUCUUUGAAGGUGACGGCGCGGCUGUGGACUUGAAGGCGAUUUGCGAUCUCAAAAAGAAGUAUAAGUUUAGAUUGAUUCUGGAUGAAGGUAUCAGUUUCGGGACCGCGGGAAAGUCGGGCAAAGGAAUGACCGAGCUUUGUGGCGUCAAUCCGAACGAGGUGGACAUUCUGUGCGGUAGCAUGUCAAAUACGCUUGGUGCGGCUGGCGGGUUCUGUGCAGGUGCGGCCACCAUGACGGAGCAUCAACGGAUCAAUGCUGCUUCAUUCGUCUACUCCGCCGCCAUGCCAGCCAUGCUGGCAGUUGCGGGGUCAACGUGCAUGCAGUAUCUGCAGGCGCACCCAGAUGUGCUCGAACAACUGAGGAGCAACAUUGCAACGAUCAGGAGCACGCUUGUUCCCAUCGAAAGCAUCGUCAUUGUCUCGGAUGCCGCCAGUCCGCUGAUUCACGUCCAAGUUCGGAGUCAAGCCGAUCCUCAUCCUGCUUCUCCAAAAGGCAACGCAUCUUUGAGCGUACCUCAGGAGUUGGUAUUGGGUCACGACCUGACAGGACUGGAACAGGCAAGACUACUUCAAUUGAUCGUGGACGAAAGCUUGAGGAAUGGAGUGCUGUUGACAAGACACAAGACGCUACCGAGCAUCAAUGCUAAAGCGCUGGAGUCGGGUGCGCAUGCUAGACCUUGCAUCCGGAUUGCAGUCACGGCUGGACUGACGCAGAAGGAGAUUGAAAAAUCGGCGGGCGUGAUCAAGAAUGCUGUGGUCAAGGUGCUUGGAAAGCGGAGAUAGGUACUAAGGGAUGGCCAGGUGUAGCAUUAUGUGUUGCAAGCCGCGCAUCGACAGUCGCAAUGAUAUCAAGAACGCGCUCCCUCAUGGUCCAAGGGGUCUUCUUAUUCCAACUCGGCGGCGGUCUUGCUGAGUGCACACGAUGUGACUCGCGAAUGGGUCAUGUGAUGUUGACCACCCUACAGCAUGAGUUUGAGUGUUGAGCUGCUGCACUGAUGACUUUGCUGUACUCGCUCGCCUUAGCACGAUUCGUGGGGCCUGUACAUUCAACUCGGUGAUGACGACAAUUU
This is a messenger RNA of Ceraceosorus guamensis, 2368 nucleotides long. RefSeq names its product PLP-dependent transferase. The record is from RefSeq and is a predicted model, not a curated record. Gene Ontology annotation, biological process: sphingosine biosynthetic process; ceramide biosynthetic process. NCBI's taxonomy places the organism in Eukaryota, Fungi, Basidiomycota, Exobasidiomycetes, Ceraceosorales, Ceraceosoraceae. Gene Ontology annotation, molecular function: pyridoxal phosphate binding; serine C-palmitoyltransferase activity. The transcript is spliced from 3 exons. The coding region runs from base 474 to 2081 and encodes 535 amino acids. Gene Ontology annotation, cellular component: endoplasmic reticulum.